AUGAUUGCUGCUGCUGCUGCUGCUGUAGUUGUUGUUGCUGCUGCUUGGCCUACCAUGGGGAUGGAGUCAGGUUUGGACUUGUGCUCUGCCUGGAAUCCUGUAUGUAUAGGCUGUGUGUAUGGUGUUAUUGGAAAGUUGAUCAUUCAUCCAGAUACGGAUCCAAGAUUGAUUCUUAUUCGCAAAAGAAGUUUGGUUGGUAAAAUAAAUGAUGUUCAUGAGGUUUACAAGAUUGACAAGGUCACUGUCCUGCCUUUGUCUACAGUGGAGCCGAUGGAGCUUGAUCUUGGGUUAUGUAAACUCCACCACUUUGGAAUGAAGAGGACACAGAGAAUUACCCAGCAGGCCGAGGGAAAACAACAGGCCCUGCAAAAGACAUGGAAAACCAUUAAAAGUGCUGCCGAAACUGUCAAACCAAAAAAGAAGGAAUUAAAAGAUAGAGACAAGUUUGUCAAGAGGAUCGUUGAUGAGGUACUGAAGAUGUACAAUGACAGCGAGUCGUUUUACUACUGUGAGACCUACGACCUUACCAACAGCGUGGAGCGUCAACAUCAGGACAAAUAUGACCGAUCUCUACCAAUGUGGAAGAGGACAGAUCCGCGAUUCUUCUGGAAUAGUUAUCUAGUCACAGAGCUUGUCAACAUGCAGGCUAGCGAAGAGGAAGUGGAGUUGGCCAGCCAUUGGAUAACUCCCAUCAUCCAAGGAUACUUUCAGCUUGAGAAAUGUACCAUGGAACUUGCUGACCUGAUGAGGUCAAGCCCUGCUGACCAAAUGGCCCUACCAGACUUUGGUAAUACUAAGAACAAGGAUCCGAUUCACUUCAAUCUCGGGAUCAUUUCUCGCAGAAGUAUCCACAGAGCGGGUACAAGAUCUAAAAAGCGAGGUUUAGAGGAGAGUGGAGCCUGUGCCAACUACGUGGAGACAGAGCAGAUUUUGGAGUUUUCCCGCCACACAGUUUCCUUUGUACAAGUAAGAGGGUCCAUACCAGCCUACUGGAGCCAGACAGGAUUCAAGUACCGACCGCCUCCCAAGCUGGAUCGGGUACUGGCUAAACUUGGUGAUGACAUUGUAUACGUACCGAUAGGGACCUGA
Messenger RNA from Mizuhopecten yessoensis (Yesso scallop), 1089 nucleotides. RefSeq names its product phosphatidylinositide phosphatase SAC2-like. NCBI's taxonomy places the organism in Eukaryota, Metazoa, Mollusca, Bivalvia, Pectinida, Pectinidae. The coding region runs from base 1 to 1089 and encodes 362 amino acids. Gene Ontology annotation, molecular function: phosphatidylinositol-4-phosphate phosphatase activity. Gene Ontology annotation, cellular component: clathrin-coated endocytic vesicle; early endosome. Gene Ontology annotation, biological process: phosphatidylinositol dephosphorylation; regulation of endocytic recycling. The transcript has 10 exons. The record is from RefSeq and is a predicted model, not a curated record.